AUGCUGAUUGGAAACAUGGGCAGCGUUAUGGCUCAGUUUCUACUUCUUCUCCUAUCAGCAUGUCUCGCUAUCGAGGCCCUAGUGCGGGUUCCUAUGCACAAAACAACCUACCCGCGUAGCUCAUACAAAGUCGCUUCUAUCGCUGAAUAUUUGAAGCAGAAGUACAUCAAGGGAUACAAGUUCGACUCUAAUCUUGCCUACAACGAGGGUCUCUCGGAUUACUCUAAUGCUCAAUACUAUGGCACAGUCCAAAUUGGGACGCCACCACAGACCUUCCAACUUCUUUUCGACACCGGCUCCUCAAACCUUUGGGUGCCUUGCAAGACCUGCAAAGCUAGCGAUAUUGCCUGCGAUUUCCACACCAAAUUCGACUGCAAGAAGUCUUCCACCUGCACAGAAACCAACCAGCCGUUCGAGAUUCAGUAUGGAUCUGGCUCAAUGAAGGGAGUUGUUGACAAUGAUGUUGUUUGCUUCGGAUCUGACCACACUUGGUGCACAGACAAGACCCAAGGACUGGCUUGCGCUACGCAGGAACCAGGAAUUGCUUUUGUUGCUGCUAAAUUCGAUGGUAUCCUUGGUAUGGGGUGGGAUCGAAUUUCAGUAAAUAACAUUCCUCAGCCAAUGGAUCAGAUCUUUGCCAAUAAGGCUUUAUGCCCAGAAGCUUUGUUUGCAUUUUGGCUCAAUCGCGAUCUCAACAACAACGUUGCCGGAGGAGAGAUGACUCUGUGCGGAACUGACCCUGCUCACUACAAGGGUUCAAUCGCAUGGGAACCACUAGUGUCUGAGGAUUAUUGGCGCAUCAAACUUGGAGCUAUCCAAAAGAAAAUUGGAGCAUUCGCAAUUCUUAAUGGUGAAUACGAGAUUCAAUGCAGCCGUAUUCCUCAGCUUCCCCCUAUCACUUUCACCCUUGGCGGUCAGGACUUUGUGAGUCAAAAUGGCCAGACCACCUGCAUCUCCGGAUUCAUGGGUCUUGACAUUCCUGCACCAAACGGACCUCUAUGGAUCCUUGGAGAUGUCUUCAUCGGCAAGUUCUACUCAGUGUUCGAUAGUGGAAACAAACGUGUUGGAUUUGCAACUGCUGCUAACUCCAACUAA
Molecule: messenger RNA, 1095 nt
Organism: Strongylus vulgaris
Lineage: Eukaryota; Metazoa; Nematoda; Chromadorea; Rhabditida; Strongylidae
Source: the annotation of a GenBank genome assembly